AUGGGUGCUGUUCAAGCUUUGAAUAAUGCUAAUAUAAUGGCCGUUAUGAUCAAUGCAUCAGAUGGUACCCCACCACUAGCAUUACCAGUUAGAGCUACUGGCAUUACAGUUAUUCCAGCACAUAAUUCUCUUGCCGGGAGGUGUCCUGUAGAUACAGUGACUAAUGUAUUGAAUGGUGCUACAAAUAACAAUAAUCCUAUAGUUCUUCCUGAUAUCAAUAUUAGCCAGGUCAUUUAUUGGUUUAAAAGGAAUUAUCCUACGGUUGUUCGAGAGCAACAGAAAUUGAUCUUUGGUAUUUUAACUCAAGGAUCUGAUUCAUUGAAAAUAAAGCGACUAGGUUUAAACAAACCUUUAAAUGAUGAAUUGAUUGAAACAUUAGAAGAAAUUAAAAUGGAAAGGAAUAAUUUGCUUCUGGAUGAGGAUAUUUAUAACCAGCUAGCUACUAAGUUAAAACCAAAAACACUUUCUUAUCAGAAUAUUACUACAGAAAAUAUUGAUAAGAUUAAAAAUAUCACUAAGGCUGAUUUACAAUCUUCUAUUAAAUCAUUGCAGAAGACUAUAUCUCGAGCGACUAAGAUUCUAGGUAAUAGUAAAAAAUCAGCUAAUAAGAAAGCAGAAGACCUUAUUAUUAGACGUUUUUUAGGUAAUAUACUAAAAGAGAAAGGUAAUGUAGCUUCUAACGAUGAUUAUAAUUAUGAUUCUGUUGAUAAUAUUACUGACAGUAUGGCUAGCAUGACACUAAAUAGGGCUACAAUAAAUGCUAUCAAAUCUGCUGUUAGAAGUGCUGUUAAAAAAUGUAUCAAGUGUGAUUCUAGUCCAGUUGUAUCUAAACAGGUAGUAAAGAUAAAGUUUCACUUUAGUGCUUCUAGCCAAAACAAUGUCUCAUCAUCUUCUAAUAAUUUGAUUUCAGAUGAGUCCA
Molecule: messenger RNA, 919 nt
Organism: Funneliformis mosseae
Lineage: Eukaryota; Fungi; Glomeromycota; Glomeromycetes; Glomerales; Glomeraceae
Source: the annotation of a GenBank genome assembly